Messenger RNA from Odocoileus virginianus texanus, 1094 nucleotides. Lineage: Eukaryota; Metazoa; Chordata; Mammalia; Artiodactyla; Cervidae. The record is from RefSeq and is a predicted model, not a curated record.
CUCAGGACACUGCACACCCAAACGAGGGCUCACUCUCUCCACCUGCUCUGUUCCACCUCCUGGUGUCAGAAGGCAGCAAAAAUGAAAAGCCUUUACUUUGUGGCUGGAUUGUUUGUGAUGCUGGUACAAGGCAGCUGGCAACGUUCCCUUCAGGACACAGAGGAGAAAUCCAGUUCAUUUCCAGCUCCCCAGACCGGCUCGCUCAGCGAUCCAGAUCAGAUCAAUGAAGACAAGCGCCACUCGCAGGGCACAUUCACCAGUGACUAUAGCAAGUACCUGGACUCCAGGCGUGCCCAGGAUUUCGUGCAGUGGUUGAUGAAUACCAAGAGAAACAAGAAUAACAUUGCCAAACGUCAUGAUGAAUUUGAGAGACAUGCUGAAGGGACCUUUACCAGUGAUGUAAGUUCUUAUUUGGAAGGCCAAGCUGCCAAGGAAUUCAUUGCUUGGCUGGUGAAAGGCCGAGGAAGGCGAGACUUCCCAGAAGAAGUCAACAUCGUUGAAGAGCUCCGCCGCAGACACGCAGAUGGCUCUUUCUCGGAUGAGAUGAACACCGUUCUCGAUAGUCUUGCCACCCGAGACUUCAUAAACUGGUUGCUUCAGACGAAAAUUACUGACAGGAAAUAAGUGUGUCAUUCAUUAAUCAAGAUCAUCUUCACAAUAUCACCUGCCAGCCAUGUGGGAUGUUUGAAAUUUUAAGUUCUGUAAAUUUAACAGCUGUAUUCUAAAGCCAUAUUGCUUGCAUGCAAAUAAAUAAAUUUUCUUUUAAUAUUGUAUAACCAAAAGAUUAUAAAUCAAAUACACCAUUGUCAAAAUAAUGCUAAAAUAUCAGCUUUAAAAUAUGAUAAUUCAGAAUUCUCUUUCUUUUCUUCUGCUAACCUGCUUAGCAAUGAAAUUAUUUUUCUGUGAUAUAAUUUGUAUAUAUAAAUCACUCCAAUCACAACAUAUUUGCAUUAUGAUAAGAUAAGGGGAAGGACUGGUAGCCACAGUUGUGAAACGGGAAAGAGAAUUUUCUUCUUGAAACUUUUGUCAUAAAAAUGCUCAGCUUUCAGUAUAUAAAAGAUAGACUAAAUAAAAAUUUCAAGCUUCUUCAUCAA